Alosa sapidissima (American shad) is the source of this 3193-nucleotide messenger RNA. RefSeq names its product cyclic nucleotide gated channel subunit alpha 3a (gene cnga3a). Gene Ontology annotation, biological process: monoatomic cation transmembrane transport. The coding region runs from base 372 to 2600 and encodes 742 amino acids. The record is from RefSeq and is a predicted model, not a curated record. NCBI's taxonomy places the organism in Eukaryota, Metazoa, Chordata, Actinopteri, Clupeiformes, Clupeidae. Gene Ontology annotation, cellular component: intracellular cyclic nucleotide activated cation channel complex; plasma membrane. Gene Ontology annotation, molecular function: cGMP binding; intracellularly cAMP-activated cation channel activity; protein-containing complex binding. The transcript is spliced from 9 exons.
CAGAUUUCUGGAAAUGAGACAUCGUAAGACUACAGCACAGAGGGUAACGACCCAAAAGUGACAAUUAGAAACGGUGAGGAGUCUUCUGGAACCCAGACAGAGAAGAGGCUCCGCCUACUUUCAGCACUCUCGCACGGAGCUCUCCAACGGUACUAGGUGCUGAAGGCUGUGUUUCGUUGCCCGGUGUUCUAUGGAGUGUAUUCUCAUGAUCAUAAAGGUAGAGCAACAUGGAGACAUACAUAAUUUAGAAGAUAACCGAAAGGACAGGCGUGAGCUUGUCUCACAAGUAUGUAAUAACUAUUAGGAGGAAUUUUGCGACCUGAAGACAUCACAGCAUUGUAUUUACGGCGGGCAUAGUCUGACCAGUGAAUAUGGCGAAGAUCUGCACUAAAAAGUCCUACCCAACCAAUCAGAGGUUUCCAGUUGCCAACUCUGACGAUGAAUCAGGCAAUAGUCGCAGCAGAGCACACUCGGCCUGUGAGGACAUGUCCUCGGCAGUACAAGAUGCCACCUCCACUGCAACAAGCAGACUCCCUGGGUCACGCCGGAGUUCAUUCACAGGCACAGGAGCCAUGGCCAGGCUCUCUCACUUCCUGCUCUUGCUACGGAACUGGGCAGCUCGCAGGCUUCGCGGUGAGGAAGAGCGGCCCGACUCCUUCCUGGAGCGCUUCCGCGGCCCCGAGCUUAAGGACCUGACCAGCCGCGGCAGUAACGCCCAGUCCUCCCUGGGUCAGUCAGAUGGACCCAGGAAGAGGAAUAAUCCCGAGCAUUGGCCCCUGGCCACUUACAACAUGAACAACUGCAACAACACAGACGACAAAAAAGAUGACAAAAAGGACGAGAUAAAGAAAGAUGAGAAAAAAGAGGAUGAGAAAAAAGACGGGGACAAGAAGGAGGAGGAGAAAAAAGAUGAGAAGAAAGAUGACAAAAAGGAGGAGAAAAAAGAUGAGAAGAAAGAUGACAAAAAGGAUGAUAAAAAGGCAGAGGAGCCAAAGAAGGAAAUCUGGAUCAUGGAUCCAGCAACAGACCUAUACUACAGGUGGCUCACAGUCAUUGCCUUGCCAGUGUUUUACAAUCUUAUUAUGCUUGUUACAAGGUCUGCAUUUGAUGAACUCCAGGAGAACUACACCAUUCUUUGGAUUGUAUUGGAUUACACUUCAGAUCUGAUCUACUACGUUGAUUGGUUUGUCAAAGCGAGAACAGCAUUUCUGGAACAAGGACUUCUUGUAAAAGACUCCAAGAAAUUGCGAGACAAUUAUAUAGCAAAACCUAUAUUCAAGUAUGACAUGCUGGCAAUGUUUCCAACUGAUUUCCUGUUUUUCAAGUACGGAUACAACAACCCUAUGUUUAGAUUUAACCGGCUGUUCAAAAUGUCUCGGCUCCUUGAGUUUUUCGAGCGCACCGAAACUAGAACAAGUUUUCCCAAUGUGUUCCGAAUCAGCAACCUUGUGCUCUACAUCCUGAUCAUCAUCCACUGGAACGGUUGCCUGUUCUUCUCCAUCUCGAAAUCCAUUGGCUUUGGCACAGACACCUGGGUGUAUCCCAACGCCAGCCAUCCCGAGUACGGUCGCCUGGCCCGGAAGUAUAUCUACUGCCUCUACUGGUCCACCCUCACGCUCACCUGUAUCGGAGAGGUCCCGCCGCCCGUCUCCGACUUUGAGUAUCUUUUCGUUGUGGGUGACUUCCUCGUGGGUGUGCUGAUUUUCGCCUCCAUCGUCGGUAACGUCGGUGCCAUGGUGUUGAACAUGAAUGCCUCCCGAACAGACUUCCAGACUAAGGUGGAUUCCAUCAAGCAGUACAUGUCGUCCCGUCAGGUCUCCAAGGAUCUGGAGGCAAGGGUCAUCAAGUGGUUUGACUACCUCUGGACAGAGAACAAGACCUGCGAUGAGAAAGCUGUGCUCAAGCACCUCCCGGACAAGCUGAAGGCGGAGAUCGCCGUCAACGUCCACUUGGACACGGUGAAGAAGGUGCGCAUCUUCCAGGACUGUGAGGCAGCGCUGCUGAUCGAACUGGUGCUCAAGCUCCAGCCGCAGGUGUUCAGCCCUGGGGACUACAUCUGCAAGAAGGGCGACAUUGGGAGAGAGAUGUACAUCAUCCAGGACGGGAAGCUGGCCGUGGUGGCGGACGAUGGCAUCACGCAGUUUGUGGUGCUCGGAGAGGGCGCCUACUUUGGGGAGAUCAGCAUCCUGGGAAUCAAAGGCAGUAAGGCAGGCAACAGGAGAACAGCCAACAUCCGGAGUGUGGGCUACUCCGACCUCUUCGCCCUCUCUAAAGAUGACCUGAUGGAGUCUCUCACUGAGUACCCGGAAGCCAAGAAGGCCCUGGAGGAGAAGGGGAAAGCGAUCCUGAUGAAGGAUAACCUGAUCGACGAGGCCAUUGCCAACGCAGGAGCAGACCCGAUGAUCCUUUACGACAAGAUUAUGAAUCUGCAGCAAAACGUUGACAAAACCACAACCUUGUUUGCCCGAAUGAUGGCUGAACAGGUGUCCACCCAGACCAAGCUUAAGGAUCGGAUCAAAACAAUGGAGGCGCAGGUGAAGUCUCUGAGUAAGGAGGAGGAGGUGGUCGAGGAUAAAAAGGAGGAACCACCAAAAAAAUAACUAACUGAAUGUACCACAAUACUGUCACAACAGAGACACCUUGUUUUGUAUUUCUAAGUACUGUAUAUUGACCUAUAGUGUUGCUAUACAACAGUUUGUGCUCAUGUCCUUUUCUGCAUUAUGUGCACUUGGUAACUGAGCUUUACUCAACCAUUUACUUGUUAUGUGGAUGAGUCUAUUAUGCAGUAAGUCUGAUAUUGAAUGCUGGAUGCCCUUGCAUCAUAAGUCAGCCUCUCCUUUAGGCUGAUCCUGGGGAGUGCUGGAAUAAAUUGCAUUGUUUGGGAAACAUUGAAGGAUUUUCUUGUAGGACCGCUGUAAACUUUUACAGACUGCAGCAGUUUCUGAGAUGUCAGACAAUCUUCUGCUGACAUUUGAGUGUGAAACCAUAUGCUCAAAAUGUUAUAGGAACUACAUCAGAACUGCAUGCUGUCACCACACAAUUGCCACAAUGUUGUACAUGGUUUGUAUUAUGGAAGAGUUGAUUCCAUGCAUACACUCUUGGACCAAGAAUUUUGUCCGGUCUUUUAUAAUGUUAAUAAUCACAAUCUAAUAGUGACUUUAAUUGUCCUCCAAAUAUUAGAGAUGUCUAAAUA